GGCUGGGGUCUGACGCGGCCCGGUUCGUGGGGGCCCGCUUGUUUAUUUAUUUAUUUCUAGUGGGUGCCGCCGGCGUGUGCGCGCGCUCUCGCUGCUCGGCGGGGAGGGGGUGGGGGGAGGGCCGGCGCCCGGGGGGAGUUGGAGCCGGGGUCGAAACGCCGCGUGACUCGUAGGUGAGAACGCCGAGCUACCACCGCCGCCGCCGCUGCCGCCGCGGAGAAGCCCUUGUUCCCGCUGCGGGGAGGAGAGUCUGGUGCCUACAAGAUGGCGGACGGGGAGCUGAACGUGGACAGCCUCAUCACCCGCCUGCUGGAGGUACGAGGAUGUCGUCCGGGAAAAAUUGUGCAGAUGACUGAAGCAGAAGUCCGAGGACUGUGUAUCAAGUCUCGUGAAAUCUUUCUUAGCCAGCCUAUUCUUUUGGAAUUGGAAGCGCCACUGAAGAUUUGUGGAGAUAUUCAUGGACAGUAUACAGACUUACUGAGAUUAUUUGAAUAUGGAGGUUUUCCACCAGAAGCCAACUAUCUUUUCUUAGGAGAUUAUGUGGACAGAGGAAAGCAGUCUUUGGAAACCAUCUGUUUGCUAUUGGCUUACAAAAUCAAAUACCCAGAGAACUUCUUUCUUCUACGAGGAAACCAUGAGUGUGCUAGCAUCAACCGCAUUUAUGGAUUCUAUGAUGAGUGCAAACGAAGAUUUAAUAUUAAAUUGUGGAAGACAUUCACUGAUUGUUUUAAUUGUCUGCCUAUAGCUGCUAUUGUUGAUGAGAAAAUCUUCUGCUGUCAUGGAGGACUGUCACCAGACCUACAGUCUAUGGAACAGAUUCGGAGAAUUAUGAGACCCACUGACGUACCUGAUACAGGUUUGCUUUGUGAUUUACUGUGGUCCGACCCAGAUAAGGAUGUACAAGGCUGGGGAGAAAAUGAUCGUGGUGUUUCUUUUACUUUUGGAGCUGAUGUAGUCAGUAAAUUUCUGAAUCGUCAUGAUUUGGACUUGAUUUGUCGAGCCCAUCAGGUGGUAGAAGAUGGAUAUGAAUUUUUUGCUAAACGACAAUUGGUAACUUUAUUUUCUGCCCCAAAUUACUGCGGCGAGUUUGACAAUGCUGGUGGUAUGAUGAGUGUGGAUGAAACUUUGAUGUGUUCAUUCCAGAUAUUGAAACCAUCUGAAAAGAAAGCUAAGUACCAGUAUGGUGGGCUGAAUUCUGGACGUCCUGUCACUCCGCCUCGAACAGCUAAUCCACCGAAGAAAAGGUGAAGACAGGAAUUCCGGAAAGAGAAACCAUCAGAUUUGUUAAGGACAUACUUCAUAAUAUAUAAGUGUGCACUGUAAAACCAUCCAGCCAUUCGACACCCUUUAUGAUGUCACACCUUUAACUUAAGGAGACGGGUAAAGGAUCUUAAAUUUUUUUCUAAUAGAAAGAUGUGCUACACUGUAUUGUAAUAAGUAUACUCUGUUAUAAUAUUCAACAAAGUUAAAUCCAAAUUCAAAAGUAUCCAUUAAAGUUCUAUCUUCUCAUAUCACAGUUUUUAAAGUUGAAAGCAUCCCAGUUAAACUAGCUGCGUUAGUUACCCAGAUGAGAGCAUGAAGAUCCAUCUGUGUAAUGUGGCUUUAGUGUUGCUUGGUUGUUUCUUUAUUUUGGGCUUGUUUUGUUUUGUUUGUUUUUGCUAGAAUAAUGGCAUCUACUUUUCCUAUUUUUCCCUAACCAUUUUAAAAAGUGAAAAUGGGAAGAGCUUUAAAGACAUUCACCAACUAUUCUUUUCCUUCACUUAUCUACUUAAGGAACUGUUGGAUCUUACUAAGAAAACUUACGCCUCAUAAUAAAAAGGAACUUUAGAGGCCGAUAGGUUUUAAAAAUAUACAAACUAUUUGAUCCAAUGAUUUUAAUCAAACAGUUUGACUGGGCAAACUUUGCAGCUGAUAAUGACUAUUUCGCUUUUUACAAAUUGCCACUGAUUUGGAUUUGUGCACUCUAACCUUUAAUUUAUUGAUGCUCUAUUGUGCAGUAGCAUUUCAUUUAAGAUAAGGCUCAUAUAGUACUAUCCAAAACUAGUUGGUAAUGUGAUUAUGUGGUACCUUGGCUUUAGGUUUUAAUUCGCACGAAACACCUUUUGGCAUGCUUAACUUUCUGGUAUUAUCCUCACCUGCAUUGGUUUUGUUUUUUGGGGUUUUUGUUGUUGUUUGUUUGUUUGUUUUUAGAUCCACAGAACAUGAGAAUCCUUUUUGACAAGCCUUGGAAAGCUGGCUCUUCUUUCCCUCUCUAUGUGAAGGAUGUAUUUAAAUGAACACUGGUCAGUGGGACAUUGUCAGCUCUGAGUAUUGGGUGCUUCACUGUCUAAUAAUUGCCAUGUGAAUGUUGUUUUUGACUGUAAGGCUAUGUCACUAAAGAUUUUUACUCUGCGUUUUCAUAAUCAAAGGUCAUGAUGUGUAUAGACAUGCUUUGUAGUGAAGUAUAGUAGCAAUAAUUUCUGCACAUGAUCAAGAGUUUAUUGCAGCAUUUCUUUCCCUGUUCUCUCUUUUUUAAGGGUUAGCAUUAACAAAUGUCAAGGAAUAGCAAAGUCAACAAAGACUUUAGGAGGUGGAAUUAAGAACACACAGAUUUGUGAUUCUUUGGAUGUGACACUUAUUGGAUGUUAUUCUAAAGUCUUAUUGAACAUUGUCAAAUUUGUAAGCUUCAUGGGGAUGGACAUAAUGUUUAUAUAAUGCCCUUCUUAUGUGUUACCAUAGAUGUGAAACCUUAUAUUGUCUUUGAAAAUGUUAAAUUGAGAACUCUGUUAACAUUUUAUGGAUUGGCACAUUAUAUUACUGCAAGAAACAUUUGAUUUUCAGCACAGUGCAAAAGUUCUUUAAAAUGCAUAUGUCUUUUUUUCUAAUUCAAUUUUGUUUAAAGCACAUUUUAAAUGUAGUUUUCUCAUUUAGUAAAAGUUGUCUAAUUGA
This is a messenger RNA of Rattus norvegicus (Norway rat), 2928 nucleotides long. RefSeq names its product protein phosphatase 1 catalytic subunit beta (gene Ppp1cb). The transcript has 8 exons. Gene Ontology annotation, cellular component: cytoplasm; nucleoplasm; nucleolus. NCBI's taxonomy places the organism in Eukaryota, Metazoa, Chordata, Mammalia, Rodentia, Muridae. Bases 265 to 1248 code for a protein of 327 amino acids. The record is from RefSeq and is marked provisional. Gene Ontology annotation, molecular function: protein serine/threonine phosphatase activity; myosin-light-chain-phosphatase activity; phosphoprotein phosphatase activity.